GCGGGGAGCAACCUCGGGGGGCCUGCCUGCCUCGCAUAGCUGCUCCCGGGACGCGGACUCUGGCUGCCUCUGCUCGCGGCCUUGCAAGCACCCGAGGCUCCCAAACUUCAUUGGGAAAGAUUUUUCUUCUCUUUGGGGUCACCAGUGACUUACUGGCCCAGAGGCCUUUGGGCCAAAGGCAGCCCCGCCGGUCCUUCUUUGAAUCCUUCAUCCGGACCCUCAUCAUCACGUGUGUGGCCCUGGCUGUGCUCCUGUCCUCCGUCUCCAUCUGUGAUGGGCACUGGCUCCUGGCUGAGGACCGCCUCUUCGGGCUCUGGCACUUCUGCACCACCACCAACCAGAGUGCGCCGAUCUGCUUCAGAGACCUGGGCCAGGCCCAUGUGCCCGGGCUGGCCGUGGGCAUGGGCCUGGCGCGCAGCGUGGGCGCCUUGGCCGUGGUGGUCGCCAUUUUUGGCCUGGAGCUCCUCAUGGUGUCCCAGUUGUGCGAGGACAAACAGUCACGGCGCAAGUGGGUCAUGGGUUCCAUCCUCCUCCUGGUCUCUUUCGUCCUCUCCUCCGGGGGGCUCCUGGGUUUUGUGAUCCUCCUCAGGAACCAAGUCACACUCAUCGGCUUCACCCUAAUGUUUUGGUGCGAAUUCACUGCCUCCUUCCUCUUCUUCCUGAACGCCAUCAGCGGCCUUCACAUCAACAGCAUCACCCAUCCCUGGGAACAACCAUGGAAAUUUUAGGCCCCCUCCAGGGACAUCAGAUUCUACAAGAAAGUGUGGUCAAAAUGGGACUUAUCCAGCAUGUGGCCUCUGGUGGGGCUGGGGUUGGACAAGGGCCUUGAAACGGCUGCCUCUUUGCCAAUAACUUGUGGGUGGUCAGCCAGAAAUGGCCAGGGGACCUCUGCAGCUGGUCUGCAGGGCCAGAGGCCAGGAGGGUGCCUCAGUGCCACCAACUGCACAGGCUUAGCCAGAUGUUGAUUUUAGAAGAAGAAAAAAACAUUUUAAGACUCCUUCUUGAAUUUUCUUCCCUGGAUUGGAAUAGAGUUGGAAGCAGCAGGGUAACUGGUACCUGAGCUAGCUGCACAGCCAAGGAUAGUUCAUGCCUGUUUCAUUGAUACAUGCUGGGACAGGGGCUGCAGAAUCCCUGGGGCUCCCAGGGUUGUUAAGAAUGGAUCAUUCUUCCAGCUAAGGGUCCAAUCAGUGCCUAGGACUUUCUUCCACCAGCUCAAAGGGCCUUCGUAUGUAUGUCCCUGGCUUCAGCUUUGGUCAUGCCAAAGAGGCAGAGUUCAGGAUUCCCUCAGAAUGCCCUGCACACAGUAGGUUUUCAAACCGUUUCACUCGGUUUGCCUCCCUGCCCUUUGUUUGAACCUUACAAAUCCUGGAUAACUCCAGCUUCUAGCAGCUGGCUGUCCCCUCUGGGAGCUCUGCCUAUCAGAACCCUACCUUAAGGUGGGUUUCCUUCCGGGAAGAGUUCUUGAGCAAGCCCUCCCAGGAGUGCCCACCUGACUGCUAAUACACAGCCCUCCCCAAGGCCCGUGUGUGCACGUAUCUAUCUUCUGUGAGGGUUAGACAGCCUUAGGGCACCAUUUUAAAUCCCAGAACACAUUUCAAAGAGCACGUAUCUAGACCUGCUGGACUCUGCAGGGGGUGAGGGGGAACAGCAAGAGCUUGGGUAAUGAUUAACACCCAUGCUGGGGAUGCAUGGAGGUGAAGGGGGCCAGGAACCAGUGGAGAUUUCCCUCCUUGCCAGCACAUCUGUACUUCUGUUCAUUAAAGUGCUCCCUUUCUAGUCCUUUUUCUGCCCAGAA
This is a messenger RNA of Nomascus leucogenys (northern white-cheeked gibbon), 1795 nucleotides long. It is a transcript of the gene TMEM37, whose product is annotated as transmembrane protein 37. The record is from RefSeq and is a predicted model, not a curated record. The transcript is spliced from 2 exons. Gene Ontology annotation, cellular component: membrane. Lineage: Eukaryota; Metazoa; Chordata; Mammalia; Primates; Hylobatidae. The coding region runs from base 402 to 728 and encodes 108 amino acids. Gene Ontology annotation, molecular function: voltage-gated monoatomic ion channel activity; calcium channel activity.